AUGUAUUACCGAUCAUUGCUUUCAAUUUCUCGAUUUACUGUAAAUUCUUCUAAUAUUGCAAGUCGAUGUUUAGUAGCAUCAUUCAAUGAUCAAUUGAUAUAUACAUCUCAACAACAUAAUCGUUACUUAACGCAAAGUACAUCAAAUCAACGACCACCUGGUCGUCUACGUCGAUUUUUUCGUUGGUUCAAAAGCGACCCUAAACCAACAGAUUUUACGACACCAAUAACUCCACCUCCAGCACCAUUAAGGACUAUGCAACGAGUAAAACGUUUUCUCGCCAUUGCUCCAAAAAUAGAACGUUUUUUUCUUCGUUCACAUAUUAUUGAAGAUGAAGAUUUAGCUGGAUUAUUAUCAAAAACAGCUACUGUAACAAUCUAUGCAUUUAUUGGUGUCACUACACUUGGAACAUUUGGUGUUGAUACUAAACCAUUAUUAGCUGGUAUUGGUAUAACAGGUUUUACAAUUGGUUUUGCUCUUAAAGAAGUAGCAACGAAUUUUAUAUCAGGUAUUUUUCUUGUUAUUAAUAAACCAUUUGUUCGAGGAUGUCGAAUUAAAAUUCAUGGAAGUGGCGGUGGAAUUGAAGGUCUCGUCCAUUUUAUCGACAUUCGAUAUGUACAUUUAAAAACGAAAGAUCGUGGUAUUGUAAUGAUUCCAUCUGCAAUUGUUUAUACAAAUGCGUUUACUGUUUUUCCAGCCGAUGAUGAAGCUAAUGCAGGUUUUCUUGAUAUGACUAAACCGCCAAUGAAUGACCCUACCAAGCCUCCUCAACCAUUGUCAUCAUCAACAUCUAACACUGCUACGAUAAAAGAAAAACAAUUAAAGAUGAAUUUUGAUGCAGAACCAGUGGGAUCAUUUAAAAAAAGCAAUGUUUAA
Molecule: messenger RNA, 876 nt
Organism: Rotaria sp. Silwood2
Lineage: Eukaryota; Metazoa; Rotifera; Eurotatoria; Philodinida; Philodinidae
Source: the annotation of a GenBank genome assembly